CUGGAAGCCCCACAGACUGGCCGUGUCCCUGUCCCCUCGCAGAUGGCCGUGCUGGAGAUCCAGACCAACGGGGACACGCGGGUGUCAGAGGAGGCGAUCGCGCGGGCGCGGCACUCCCUGGAUGACCCCAACAUGAGGGAGUUCAUCCUGUCCUGCCUGACCCUGAACCCCGACCGGCGCCCCAGCGCCAACAGCCUCCUGUUCCACCGCGUGCUCUUCGAGGUGCACUCGCUGAAGCUGCUGGCAGCCCACUGCUUCAUCAACCACCAGUAUCUGAUGCCAGAGAACGUGGUGGAAGAGAAGAUCAAGGAGCUGGACCUGAACAUGGUGAUGGCCGAGAUCCGCAGGGAGGGCCGGCCCGGGGCGCAGUGGAGGAACGGGAUUUACCCCCUGAUGAACUUCGCGGUCUCCCGGCCCCACGCCCUGCCCCGCGCCCUGUCCCAGCCCCCCGAGGACCCCCAGAAAGCCAAGACCCCCACGCCAGAGCCCUUUGAUGUGGAGACCAGGAAGGUGGUACAGAUGCAGUGCAACAUGGAGCUGAACGAGGACAAGAGCCAGUGGCACGUGAGUGCCUGG
Pyrgilauda ruficollis (rufous-necked snowfinch) is the source of this 576-nucleotide messenger RNA. RefSeq names its product nuclear receptor-binding protein 2-like. NCBI's taxonomy places the organism in Eukaryota, Metazoa, Chordata, Aves, Passeriformes, Passeridae. The record is from RefSeq and is a predicted model, not a curated record. The annotation marks the transcript as partial. The transcript has 5 exons.